AUGCCCGCCGUUCAGCGCAACGGGCGUACAGUCGCAACUCAGGAUAGGCCAGAAAAGGCAUCGCAACAGUUCACUUCGCAAGCAAUGCCUCCUAGCCGACCGAGGCCGUCCUCCUACCUCCUCCUCGUCUACCCGGUGAUCUUAGCGUUGGGAUCCCUCUUCUCCAUUCUCUCGCCAAUUGCGACUCCUCCAUCAGAACCACUUACGCCUGGCAUCGCCUCAGACUUGAAUGUGCCGCAUUUCCACCACACGAACUACUUCGCAGGCAAACGCAACAUCGUCAAUGUAUACUUUGUCAAGUUUGGCUGGCUCUGGACAACACUGGCCUUUGUGUUGCUUCAGAUUACCAUCCGGCCAGCAAACCAAAGACACUACGUUCAGACGGGCCUGCGCUACGCACUGGUUACCCUGUCGUGGUUUCUCACCACGCAAUGGUUCUUUGGGCCCGCUCUCAUCGACCGCAGCUUUACGAUCACAGGUGGUCACUGCGAGCCUCAAAUAGUCAAUAACACGGGUUUGAAAGAGGCAAUAGAUAUGAGUAGGAUCAGCUCCGGCUUAGCUUGCAAGGUGGCGGGUGGUCGGUGGCGCGGAGGAUAUGACAUCUCAGGCCACGUCUUCAUGCUGGUGCUAUCGUCUGCCUUUCUCCUCUAUGAGCUGCACAUCUCUGACCGCGACUCUUCACACCCAUCUGUCUCGCCUCAGGCGGCAGCAAGGUUGGCGCACGAGAUGACCGAGGAGGAACGCAAGGCAGUAGGAGGCUGGGAGACAGAGACCCAAGCGCGGAUCAGAAUCUGGUCAAGAUACUUUGCCUACGCGGUCGUGUUGUUGGAUUUCUGGAUGCUGAUGAUGACCGCCAUAUGGUUCCAUACCUGGCUGGAAAAGUUGGCGGGCUUGCUUAUCGCGGCUGUGACGGUGCAUGGGACUUAUUUCCUCGGCGAUAUUGUGCCCUUCUGGCGUGAGCUGGUUGGUGGUUUGUAA
Cladophialophora yegresii CBS 114405 is the source of this 978-nucleotide messenger RNA. RefSeq lists its product as uncharacterized. The coding region runs from base 1 to 978 and encodes 325 amino acids. The record is from RefSeq and is a predicted model, not a curated record. Gene Ontology annotation, biological process: lipid droplet organization; phospholipid biosynthetic process; lipid storage. Lineage: Eukaryota; Fungi; Ascomycota; Eurotiomycetes; Chaetothyriales; Herpotrichiellaceae. The transcript has a single exon. Gene Ontology annotation, cellular component: endoplasmic reticulum membrane.